AUGGCCGCCUCAAUUCCCAUUGUGAAAAAGCGUACCAAGCGCUUCAAGCGUCACCAAUCAGACCGCUACAAGUCGGUGAAGGAGGCAUGGCGGAAACCGAAGGGUAUUGAUAACAGGGUGCGACGGAGGUUCAAGGGACAGAUCGCUAUGCCUAAGAUUGGGUAUGGCAGCAACAAAAAGACUCGUCACCUCCUUCCUAAUGGAUUGAAAAAAUUCGUUGUAUCGAACGUGCGAGACGUGGACAUCCUGCUCAUGCAUAAUAAGAGCUUUGCGGCCGAGAUCGCACACAACGUCAGCAGUCGCAACCGUGUUGUUAUCUUGGAGAGGGCCAAAGCACUCGGCUUGAAGGUGACGAACCCUGCAGCGCGUCUGCGCUCGGAGGAGUAA
Fomitiporia mediterranea MF3/22 is the source of this 387-nucleotide messenger RNA. RefSeq names its product ribosomal protein L32e. Gene Ontology annotation, molecular function: structural constituent of ribosome. Gene Ontology annotation, cellular component: cytosolic large ribosomal subunit; ribosome. The transcript is spliced from 5 exons. Gene Ontology annotation, biological process: translation. The record is from RefSeq and is a predicted model, not a curated record. The coding region runs from base 1 to 387 and encodes 128 amino acids. Lineage: Eukaryota; Fungi; Basidiomycota; Agaricomycetes; Hymenochaetales; Hymenochaetaceae.